AUGUUUGGAGCACAGGAGACUCGCAUAGCUGAAAUUUAUAACCAGAACAUGUUUAUAUAUGACAGUAACGAGUCCUUUGGAGACAGACUGCAGAUGGACAAUCAAACUGGAUCUCUGACCAUCAGAAACAUCAGAACUGAACACACUGGACUUUAUAAACUACUGAUCAUCAGCAACAUCAUCAGAGGGAAUUCAUGCAAGAGAUUCAGUGUCAGUGUCUACGCACAUCUGCCUGUUCCUGUCAUCACUACAAAUUCUUCACAAUGUUCUUCAUCAUCAGGAUCAUCAGGUCAGAAUUGUUCACUGCUGUGUUCAGUGGUGAAUGUGAGUGAUGUGACUCUCUCCUGGUACAAAGGAAACAGUUUAUUGUCCAGCAUCAGUGUGUCUGAUCUCAGCAUCAGUCUCUCUCUACCUCUGGAGGUGGAAUAUCAGGAUAAAAACACCUACAGCUGUGUGCUCAACAAUCCCAUCAGCAACCAGACCAAACAUCUGGACAUCAAUUAA
This is a messenger RNA of Sinocyclocheilus grahami, 504 nucleotides long. RefSeq names its product SLAM family member 9-like. The record is from RefSeq and is a predicted model, not a curated record. Bases 1 to 504 code for a protein of 167 amino acids. NCBI's taxonomy places the organism in Eukaryota, Metazoa, Chordata, Actinopteri, Cypriniformes, Cyprinidae. The transcript is spliced from 2 exons.